Messenger RNA from Morone saxatilis (striped sea-bass), 3141 nucleotides. Its product is annotated as inactive all-trans-retinol 13,14-reductase. The record is from RefSeq and is a predicted model, not a curated record. Lineage: Eukaryota; Metazoa; Chordata; Actinopteri; Moronidae. The transcript has 11 exons. Bases 48 to 1889 code for a protein of 613 amino acids.
CUGCUACAGAAGAUCUAGACAGAUAUAGUGAUUUGAUUGUCUCAAUCAUGUGGCUCUUGAUUUUCUUAAUCUGGUUAGUGAUAUGGGCCGGUGGCACAUACUGGUACCUAUUUGGGAAACCGAGCCCUUUCUCCUUGGAGUCAGUGAGACCCCCUGGACCUCGAGAGAUGGAUCAGAAGAAGCGGGACAAAGUCAUCAAGCGAGGUUUCAGCCUUGACAAAGUGCCCCAGAACCUGGAUGUCAUUGUCAUUGGGAGCGGUAUUGGUGGGCUGACAGCUGGAGCCACACUGGCCAAAGCAGGGAAGAGAGUCCUGGUGCUGGAACAACAUGACCAGGCAGGAGGCUGCUGCCACACUUACUUAGAGAAAGGCUUUGAGUUUGAUGUUGGGCUUCACUACAUUGGUCAGAUCCAUGAGAACAGUCUGUUGCGUAUCGCCUUCGACCAGCUCUCUGAGGGCCAGCUGGAGUUCCAGGAGCUAAAUCAACACUUUGACACCAUCCAGAUUGGCAUGGGUGAUGAGAAACGAGAGUACACAAUCUUCUCCGGUAAAACUGAGAUGCAAGCCCAUCUGAUGAAGCAAUUCCCCGAUGACACAGAGGCCAUCGAGGCAUUCUUCAAAAUCAUGAAGGUCUCAGCUAAAAAGACCCACUACCUGGCCACCUUAAAGCUGAUCCCGCAGUGGGUGUCUUUAUUCCUGUUGAAGUCAGGCAUCGCAAACCUCAUCUCCCCUGUCUUCCGCCUCACUGGCACAGGCGCAACGGACUUUGUGAACACCCUGACCAGCAACAAGGAUCUCCAUGUCAUCUUCUCCUAUCUUUUCUAUGGCGUGCCUCCAAAGGACUCCAGUGUUUUGAUCAAUGCCCUCCUGGUUCAUCACUACAAACGAGGUGCCUACUACCCCAAAGGUGGUGCCAGUGAGAUCGCCUUCCACAUUAUCCGCACCAUUCAGAAAUAUGGAGGAAACUGUCUGGUCAGAGCUCCUGUCUCCCAGAUCCUUGUUAAUGAGAAGGGAGCGGCUUAUGGGGUGAAAGUAAGGAAAGGUCAGGAGGAAGUGGAAGUUCAUGCACCUGUGGUUGUGUCAAAUUGUGGCAUCUUUACCACCUUCCAGAAACUUCUGCCCCCCGAGAUCAAAGUCAAGACAGAUAUUCAGGAAAGACUGAACAUGAUGAAACAUGGCAGAGGAUCGUUCUUGGUCUUCUCUGGCUUUGAUGGAACUGAAGAGGAGUUGGGUCUCGAGUCCACCAACUUCUGGCUGUUCAAAAACAAUGAUAUGGACAAGUCAAUGGAAGACUUCUUUGCAUUGAGUAAAGAGGAGGCACCGGAUAAUAUUCCCAUGAUGUUCAUCACAAUGCCAUCUUCCAAAGACCCAGAAUCCAAAAUAAGACACCCUGGAAAAUCUUGCAUGACAAUACUGACGAUGGUGAAGUAUGAAUGGUUUGAGGAAUGGAAGGACACUACAGUGCGCAAAAGAGGAGAUGAAUACUACAACUACAAAAUGAGAUUUGCACAGAACCUCUUUGACUGGGCCUGUACUUUGUUCCCUAAAAUCAAAGACAAGUUGGUUUUCCAGGAUGUGGCAACCCCACUGACCAACAUACACUAUUUGGGUGCCCAACGUGGGGCCAUGUACUCGGCUGAGCACAACCUAGAGCGUUUCCAUGCCGAGGCUGUGGCAAGGAACAGGUGCAACACCCCUGUCAAAAACCUCUACAUCUCAGGUCAAGACGUGUUCAGUUGUGGGAUAGCAGGCGCUCUGCAUGGUGGACUCCUCUGCGCCUCUGCAGUGUUAGAUCACAUUGUCUACAUCGACUUGCUCCUCCUCAAGAAGAAGCUGAAGAGGAGGAAAGCCAGUGAGUUGGCCCAGCUGGCUAAGAAGAAGCUGCAGUGAGAGUGCUCGCUACUUCCCCUGCAGGACAAUAAUGAAACUGCACAAACCUGGUGCAAAAGGACCCUUGAUUGUGGUGGGAAGCUAAAAGGAACACACCACCGCUGAGUCCCAGAUCUGUUCUUUAUAUUAUAAAGUCUACACAUACUAAUGCCAAUAGUGAACAUUUCUGAAAGUUAUAAGGAACAAAUGUUAUAUCCUGUUCGUACUCCACUGCAAUGAACUCUGUGGCCGGUUUCAAAAUAGUAAACAUGACAAACAGACAAUAAGAAUUAUUAGUUUUCUGAGCUGAGGCCGUCACACCGUCAUGUGUUCCUGGUGGAUCAGUCAGUCUGGUGAUCUAUGCCAGCAUACUAGACUGACUUGCCUUAAGCAACUUCACAAGCUCACAGACUAAAAGUGUAUAUUGUUGCAUCAUACUUCAUAAUAUUUACCUUAGAUCUGCUAAAAGUUCUAACUUUGUUUGCUGUUGAGGAUAUUGCCUGCGCUAAUUGUGAAAUAAGACUUAACAUGGAACUACAAUAUGCUGAAGCGUUAGCAUAGCAUGGAGCACUGAAGCCAGUAAUCUACCAGAUUUUGGCUACGAUUAAUACUAAUUUAUUAAACAGGGAGCCACAAUCGAGACUACUACUGGAUUUUCACAAGAUUUAAUCUUAUUUAUUUACAAUAAUUAGUUGUAGUUGUAUUAAACAAUAGUAGUUGUGUAUGGGGCUGGGGAUAGUUUUGGUGAGUUUUCAGUAUUAGAGAAGGUAAACACAUGUAACCACAAAGUAUUUAAAUGCUCAUAAUGCACAAUAUCUUGAGUUGAAUAACCAUAUUGGCUAUUCAAUACCCCUGUGUAACUCUGCAGCAUUUUAUGUGAAAUGUUUACUAUUUAGUUUAAGUUAAUCUUUAAAAUUGUAAUCUUUUAGCUUGCAGUGCUUUUCAUAUUGUAAUUGUGUUCACAUAAACAUACAACUUUCAUUCAUUUAAUUAUCUUAUUUCUAGGUAAAAUGCUAUUACUCCAUUUUUGUACAUUUGUAUUGAGGUAUAUAGUAAUCUUAAAAUGUGCUGUAUUGGGGAAUAGUUUUACUGUAUUAGGUAGAAUUUCAUCUCAUGUUAUCUUGCCUUUAUGUAAAACUAAGAAAUAUCAAUAAUCAUUAAUCAUGAGUGUAAUUGCUUUGAAAGAUUUGUACAGAUUUUUUUGAGAUGUUCUUUCUUUUCUUUACAUAUUUUUACUGUUUGCUUUAGAAUUAUGCAAAAUGCAUAUUUGUAU